UACCCCUCUUUCCCCGGCGUUCAUCCGAACCACGCGGCAAUCGUUUUCCAAACGGCCGUGUCUCAUAAACGAGGAAGCAGCAUUCCCCGUCCCGUCACAGUGUUAUAUAACGUAACUAAACCAAUAUGCUAGCAGCAGUGCGUGAGAAGCUACUACACGGUCAGUGACUCGAGAGAGAGAGCCCGGGGAGCGUUCAGAGGUUCCUCGCGCCCGUUUCGUCUGUCGGCCGAUAUGCUGACAUCGAGUCCCCCGUCGCCGGUGUGUUGUUCCAAAGACGGCGAUUCUGUGCACUCAGGAGAGGAAGUAGGUCAACAGACGACGACGGGUUUCCCCAGUGAGGCCAAAGGAGGCGAGAAGCGCAAACUGAUGGAAGCGCAGAGUGGCAGUGAGGGCAAACGCCCGCGCAGCGUUAGUGAGGAGGACAGUGGCACUUGGGACGUGAGCAGAAGCUCGCCCUGCGACUCCGGUGAGGUUUCGGCCACGUCGGACUAUUCAUCGGCGGGAAGUGGGAGCGAUCUCGAACGGAUGGUGGUCAACAGCGGAGUAAAGCGGUCGACGCGCCGCCAGCCAUCCCGAAAAGAGCUGGCUACGUUGUUGGCCAAGCGUGAACGUGAACGGUGGUUCCUGGACUUGCAGUACGCACUCUUAUCCGACGCCGACGGAGACAGACCUCUACACGUAGCUGUGGUACAACGUGACAUCCUUCUUGUACAGAGGCUUUGCACGCUCAUGAAAGCAGCUGGGACCGGCAUUGACGUCCUCAACUGCCUCAGACAGACACCCCUGCACAUAGCCGUAAUCGUGGGCAACGUAGCAGCAGUGCAGCUACUGCUGCGAGAGGGUGCUUCCUUGCUGUUGCGAGACAGGCACGGUAACACUGCCCUCCACCUGGCCCUCAAGCACUUCCACGAGCCAUGCAUAAAGCUCCUGCUCAGGCACAAACUCAUCUCCAGGAUAGCUGAUGUACUAGACUAUGACGGCUACUCUCCGCUUCAUUUAGCAGUACUGCUAAACAAGCCCGAUGUAGUAGGCCACUUAGUCAAGGCAAACUGUGAUAUUAAUGUUCCUGAUGGAAGAAGUGGACGGACUCCCCUCUACCAUGCAAUUGCGCUUAAGCGAGACCACCUAGUCCAGCAACUCGUGAGCUUAGGUGCCAGCUCUGAAGCUCAAGACUAUUCAGGACUCACCUGCAUUGCUCUUGCCAAAGAAUCCAAGAGCUCCUGUUUACCAAUCCUACAGAGCCAGUCCUCAACAGCUUGCAGUUGAUACCACUGCUCUGGCAACAUCAUGGAGACUGACUAACGCAGUGUAGACUCACUGAGACUGUACUACGUGUAGCUCCAUUCAAGUGUGGACUGGUAUUUAUUGUUCAUCGGCUAUAACCUGCGCAUACAGGGACAACUGCCGGGCCCAGCUGCAGAAUGCUUGUAGCUCUUCCAGUUGUGUGUCCCCGCAAGAGUGUGUGGGCUUGAGCUUAACCAAAAAUUACUUUGGAUAGGGACUGUGGUGUGUGUUUCACUGUGCAAUGGUUUGUAUGGAGCACUAUACAUUGUAUACACUACUAACGGUGGAGUGUUCCUAUACAUUUUCAAGUGUGCACCAGGUGUUGAUGCCUGUGAUAAAUAACUUGUGCAACAAC
Messenger RNA from Ornithodoros turicata, 1639 nucleotides. RefSeq names its product B-cell lymphoma 3 protein-like. NCBI's taxonomy places the organism in Eukaryota, Metazoa, Arthropoda, Arachnida, Ixodida, Argasidae. The record is from RefSeq and is a predicted model, not a curated record. The transcript is spliced from 5 exons. The coding region runs from base 232 to 1266 and encodes 344 amino acids. Gene Ontology annotation, molecular function: NF-kappaB binding. Gene Ontology annotation, biological process: cellular response to tumor necrosis factor. Gene Ontology annotation, cellular component: cytosol.